Messenger RNA from Brassicogethes aeneus, 538 nucleotides. The record is from the annotation of a GenBank genome assembly. NCBI's taxonomy places the organism in Eukaryota, Metazoa, Arthropoda, Insecta, Coleoptera, Nitidulidae.
CAACAUGACUCGAUUCACACUUUUAAACUGUGCAGUAAUCAUCGCUACUUUCAUUUAUUUGGAAUCCGUUUUUUGUGCUCCACACUUCGAUUCUGCCAUCGAUAAGCGCAAGUACGACGAAAAAGCUCCGCUAUGGUUUGGUCCCCGAAUGGGCAGAAGAAAGAGAAAUCCCAACGAGAGUUACUAUAAAUAUUUGGAAACCGACGAAAUAAAUUCGAUUUUGGAUGCUAUUCAAGAAUCCCCCUAUGCAAUUGUGGUACUUAAUCCAGCGAAAAGGCAUACCGUUAAUUAUCAACCAAGAUUGGGUCGCGACUCCGGAGAGGAAAAUGACGAGUGGCUUCAGGAAGACCUGUUCGAAAAAAGAAUGAAUGAACGAUCACCGCCGUUUGCACCCAGGCUCGGAAAACGAAAUGCCCCUAUGCCUCAGCCAAUGGACCGUGAAAAAUAUGCAUUGUAAUGUAAAAGUUUACCUAAUAUUUAUUUUAUGACAAAUGCUAUAGGUAGUUAAAUAAAAGUUUGUAUAAACAGUAAGUAAAAG